AAUUUGACAAUCGAAUUUCGACCCUAUUUCAUUAGAGUUUCAUACAUUUGUUUUUUACAAAAAUAAAUAACAAAUAAAUAAAAUUGAAAAAUCCUUCAUACAAAUAGGUAAUCCACCAUGGCAAGCAGCAGAUUGGAAAAAAUUGGGACUAUCUUUACGAGAGUGGAGGGUCUGAUAACCCGUGGCGGCAUGCGGCCCGACGACCGGCCGCUGUGGUUCGACGUGUACAAGGCCUUCCCGCCCAUCGUGGAGCCCAGGUUCGCCAGACCCAAGCCCGAGAUCAAGCCCAUCAGGCAAAUCCUGUACAAAGAAGACGAGCUUAGGGCAAAAUUCCAUUCUAAAGGACACGGUUUAGCUGCAGUCAACAUGCUCAAUCCCUCAGGUGAAACUCAGACUAAAAAUCUCAUCAAAGAGUAUGAGAACCAGAAGGCCUUGGGGGUGCCAGAAGAAGAGAUUUUGGAUAAAUGUGCUGAAAAAGUGAUCAGCGAAAGGAAAAGCAAGGCAGAGGCCGCGAGACUCACGUCCAAUGUAGACCCUCAGUCCAUCACUGGGCAGGUGCUAGCAGAAGCUGACAUAAAGAACAUUUUCAAAGAGAAGUGAAGUUGAAUAUGUAGCCGUUAUUGUUAACUUAGGUAAGUAGAUGAUAUUCUUAUUAGUUUAAUAAAUUGUUUAUUGAUUAGAA
Messenger RNA from Plutella xylostella (diamondback moth), 682 nucleotides. RefSeq names its product mitochondrial ribosomal protein S23 (gene mRpS23). Lineage: Eukaryota; Metazoa; Arthropoda; Insecta; Lepidoptera; Plutellidae. Gene Ontology annotation, molecular function: structural constituent of ribosome. Gene Ontology annotation, cellular component: mitochondrion; ribosome. Gene Ontology annotation, biological process: translation. The record is from RefSeq and is a predicted model, not a curated record.